Molecule: messenger RNA, 1684 nt
Organism: Glycine soja
Lineage: Eukaryota; Viridiplantae; Streptophyta; Magnoliopsida; Fabales; Fabaceae
Exons: 6
Coding region: 136-1314 (392 amino acids)
Molecular function (GO): lipid binding
Source: RefSeq, a predicted model, not a curated record
AGAUGCGUUGUGACCGCUUAUCUGGUAAUCCUUAUCCGUAUCGGUCCGCAACGCAAUUGAGUGAGAGUGAGGCCCUUAUUUAUCUCUCUCCGCCAAAUUCUGGUUGGGAUUGGUUCUUCUUCCACUUCCAACGCCAUGCCUCUUUUUGGAAUUUUCCAGAUACCCUCAUUUAUGGACAUAAUCACUGACCUCGCCAUGUUCAUUACUCCGCUAUGGAUUGCGGUUAUCGUCGGCGUCGUCGUGGGCUGGGCGUGGAAGCCCAAAUGGGCCUUUCACCCCAAAGACGCUCUUCUCAAGUUUCGCUCUCCUCGCCCUCCCAAUCCCCAAAACGACACCGCUUUUACCUACUCCGCCACCAGUUCCUCCGCGCGUGAGAAAGACGCGAGUGGGAGUCCUGUGGUGACGGAAGACGAUUUGCUGCAUCUGUGGAAGUUGGUUGAGGAAAAAGACGGAGGGCGGGCAUGGAUUCAGAUGAUGGACCGUUCUACCCCGACCAUGACCUAUCAAGCGUGGCGUAGGGAUCCUGAGAGUGGACCGCCGCAGUACCGGAGCAGAACGGUGUUCGAAGACGCGAGUCCUGAGUUGGUGAGGGAUUUCUUUUGGGAUGAUGAGUUCAGGUUGAAGUGGGAUGACAUGCUUAUACAUGCUUCCACCAUACAAGAGUGUGUCCUCACUGGAACAAUGAUGGUGCACUGGGUGCGCAAGUUUCCCUUCUUUUGCAGUGACAGAGAGUAUAUAAUUGGGAGGCGAAUUUGGGACGCAGGACGAAUUUACUACUGUGUCACUAAGGGAGUACCUUGCCCCUCCAUGCCAAGGCAUAAUAAACCUAAACGAGUUGAUUUAUUUUAUUCAAGCUGGUGUAUUCGUGCAGUUAAAUCAAGAAAAGAUGACCAGCUGACUUCAUGUGAAGUGUUAUUGUUUCAUCACGAAGAUAUGGGAAUUCCCUGGGAAAUUGCUAAGCUUGGAGUUCGACAGGGUAUGUGGGGAGCUGUCAAGAAGUUUGAUCCAGGACUACGGACAUAUGAGAAACAAAGGGUUUCUGGUACCCCAUUGUCACCCUGUGCACGUGCUGCUAAGAUCAACACUAAAGUAACCAUGGACUAUGUGAGGUCUCUGGAAAACACGACCAGUGACUUGUUGGAGACUGAAAAUCAGGAUUCUUCUGACAAACCAGGUGGAAGGAACAUACCUAAGCUUUUAAUUGUUGGUGGAGCCAUUGCCCUUGCCUGCACUCUUGAUCAAGGACUACUGACUAAGGCAGUUAUAUUUGGAGUAGCCCGAAGGUUUGCAAAAAUGGGAGGAAGGAGGUUGUGAUACAUUAUGCUUUUUGCUUUGAGAAAUUGCCAGGCCAGCCAAUUCCCUCUGGCAGUAGAAUUAGAAAUUGAGAUGUCACUUCUUGCUUUGGGGCAAAUGUUUAUUCUGGAUCUAGUUGGCAGCCAUGGUUCAAGAAGAAUGGUAUUAUUCUUUCUCCAUUUGUUUGAUCUAUGAGGCGGCUUUUAACUGGAAAUAGCUACAUUGUAUCUUUAUGUCAUUAAAAAAAGAUUGUCAUGCUGCAGGAAUAACAUCAAUAUUCAGGUUUUUCUUUUAGUUCAUGUUUUUUUUACUGUUAGCUCUCUCUGCCCUCUUCUUUUUCUACCGUUUGAUUCUGAGAAAUACAGUGAACAAGAUAUGGUAGCUCUCAAAA